AUGUCGUCAACCAGCCCACGAAAGUCAAUUGAUAGUUUGGCGUCUGGGGUCUCGUCACCUUCAGUCUCUUAUUCAACAAGUCAGCUGGAAUCUCCGCGCGCGGCCCCUCAGCGAUUCCCCCUGAGGAGGGGAUCAACCGCGAGCUCGAUCGUGAGCAUUGGAGGUGUCCUAGACUCUUCCCAUUACCAUGGCUCAAUCGCAGAGUCUGGGCAGAAUGCCAUUUCGACCCUUCUCCAGCCCCCAAUCAUCCGCACUGGUAUGACGACCGGUAGUGCCACAGCGUCCGCCAGCUUCAAGCCUCCUUCGUCUCGCGAUAUUCCUCCGGUGACCCUGACAAAUAUCAAGCAUGUGGAUGCAAAGGUCUUCCAGCCAUAUUUGUCGCAGGUGGGCACAUUGUACGAUGUGUUUCAACAACCAAAAGAAGGCACAGGGGAGGAUCCGCAACCGGUACAGGCUGCCAAAUCUCCCAAGCCAGAUUCCGAUCGCGAUUCGUUAAUGCCAUGGUCGCCUGACCGAAGAUCUUCGGUCAUAUCGACCAGUUCAAGAUCAGGUUCGCCAUAUGAUACUCGCGGCCGACGCCACUCCACUGCCCGUGGUCGCGCCCCCGCAGUGACUCCUCUUUCCACCAUCCCUCCGGUUUACUUUGAAGAGGACUUUCACCUAGAGAAUCCCCGUACGUUCGAUGUGAUAUCGGAGAAAUCAGAUGUCGUCCGGCCGCCGAGGCCACCGACCAAAGACGACAAACAUACCAAUGGAUUAGUUGCAGAGCCAGUACAAACUGGAAGAAAGGCACUAGCAACGAAUGCUAUUCUGCAAGAGAAGCUCUCAUGGUACAUGGAUACUGUGGAGAUCCAUCUUAUUUCGUCUAUCUCAACUGCAUCAAAAUCCUUCUUCACUGCGCUAGGAUCUCUCCGAGAGUUGCACGCGGAAGCCGCCGACUCGGUUAAUCGGAUCCAAGUACUAAGAAGAGACCUACAGAAGAUCGAUAAAGAAAUGGCUCUGGGCGGUCUUAAGAUUGUUAAUUUGAGACGGCGAAGAGAAAAUGUACGAAUGUUGGCAGCUGCCGUGGCUCAACUUCGCGAUGUUGUAGAAUCUGUCUCUCGUUGUGAAAGCCUAGUAGAGCAGGGCGAUAUUGAGGAGGCUGCCGAUGGACUCGAGGAAGUCGAGAAAUUGAUGGCCGGUGAAAAGCUCCCCGACCGUGCCGCUUCGGAGGACGAGGAGGGUGCCCCCAGACGCAUUAUCGACCUGCGAGGCAUCAAGGCCCUUGAGGGAGCAUCCGAUGAUCUGGCACAGCUCCGCCAACGCAUUGGCAUGGGCUAUGAGACCCGGUUCUUGAAUGAGCUUUUGGGGGAUUUACGAGAGCAUGUUCAAAAUGUACCGUCGAAUGUUACCCUGCAGCGCUGGGGAAACUCAUUCCAACGGCAGCGCGGUGGUAACCGGUCUGGAGUAUCGGUAUCGCCUGCCUACAUGGAUUUCAAUAACGAAUUGCGGUCCCAAUUGAACACCCAGCUCAACGGACUCGCACGUGCUCGCUAUACCAUGUCAGCGGCAACUUCUUUCAAAACUGCUGUUUUACGAGAAAUGAAGGGCCUUAUUCGCAAACACCUUCCCAGUUCUAGUGAUGAUGAUAAUGAAUCUAUGGUGUCGCUAUCAACACAUGGCGGCCAUCAGCUAAGCCAGCAGGAAAAGUCAUCAAUCCUUGCUCGCAAUUUGCGCGCACUUGACUCAGAUGAUGCUUAUGCGAUGUUGAUAAACGUCUACACUGGAAUUAGCGAAUCGCUGCGGCGACUUAGUGUCCAAGUCAAAGUUCUUCUGGAUAUUGCUAGUGGCCUGGGUAAUUCGCCAGCUUCCGGUGUCAAGUCACCACCACGGAGCCCCAACCCGCAAAGUAUGGAUCAAGCUAUGAAAUCUCCACAGACCGGGCCAACAGCCUCCGACAUGGCUCAGGAUGAGAUCCUGCAGGUUUUGGAUAUGUCGAGUCUACUUGGCCAAGCAGUUGACAUCGCCCAAUCCCAGAUAACGAAAGUGCUAAAAGUACGAUCUGAACAGACCGCCCAGCUUUCCAAGGAGGAGUUCCUCAAAUACUUCACUCUCAACCGCCUGUUCGCCGAUGAAUGUGAGGCUAUCUCGGGACGCAGUGGUGCUGCUCUGAAGACGAUUGUCGGAAACCAAAUCCGCGAUUUCAUCACCCGUUUCGGUGAUGGCCAGCGCCAUCAGAUUGUCAACGUAAUGGAUUCCGACCGAUGGGAUGCACGCGAUUUCGGAGAUGCCGAGAACACUAUUCUUACUCGGAUUCUUGAUGCAAGCACGAAAGAUAUCGAACCCUGGGUUGAGGUUUCUAAGAUCUGGACUCAACCUGCUGAAAGCGAGGGAGACAAACCCGUUGAUACUGCUGCUGCAAAUGGCACAGACAAGUCCAAGGUUCGCAGUGCCGUUAUCGACGAGCAGAAAUACCUCCUACCUGACUCUGCUGUUGCCAUGAUGCGCAGCAUUGAGGAGUUUGAGUUCCUGAUGUCAAAUAUCCCCAGUGUGAUCCAGGAUAUUGCGCCGCACCUACUAGACAUCCUGAAACUUUUCAACUCGCGGUCAUCGCAGUUGAUUCUUGGGGCCGGCGCUACACGUAGCGCAGGCCUGAAGAACAUCACAACUAAGCAUCUCGCGCUGUCAUCACAAGCAUUGAGCUUUGUCAUUGCGUUAGUGCCCUAUGUACGGGAAUUUGUCCGUCGUCAUGGACAGGCAAAUCCCUUAAUGGCCGAGUUCGACAAAGUCAAACGACUAUGCCAGGAGCAUCAGAGCGGUAUUCAUGAGAAGCUAGUGGAUAUCAUGAGCUCGCGCUCUUCGAUCCACGUGAAUGCUAUGAAGAAGAUCGACUGGAAUACCACGGGAGCAACUCCUGCUGUGAAUCCUUACAUGGAAACUUUAGCCAAGGAGACAGGCACUCUCCAUCGCGUCUUGAGCAAGCAUCUCCCGGACAUGACAGUGAGUAUGAUCAUGGUACCUGUAUUCAACAGUUACCGAGAUCAAUGGACGAAGGCCUUCCAGGAGGCCGAUGUGCAGACAGAAGCUGGAAAGAAAAGGAUGGAAACCGACGUCGAGCAUUUCCGAACUAAACUGAGCAAAAUCGAAGGUGCCAGCGAGGUUGGCGACAAGCUCCUAGAAGUUGUGCGAGCGAAGCAGAUUACCAUUACCAGCGAACCCGAGAAGUCCGAAACGAAUGAGAAGCAGCAAGAUCAGGAAGAUGGUUCCGAUUCCACCAAAUCCUGA
This is a messenger RNA of Penicillium griseofulvum, 3264 nucleotides long. RefSeq names its product vacuolar protein sorting-associated protein 54. The record is from RefSeq and is a predicted model, not a curated record. The coding region runs from base 1 to 3264 and encodes 1087 amino acids. Gene Ontology annotation, biological process: retrograde transport, endosome to Golgi; Golgi to vacuole transport. Gene Ontology annotation, molecular function: syntaxin binding. NCBI's taxonomy places the organism in Eukaryota, Fungi, Ascomycota, Eurotiomycetes, Eurotiales, Aspergillaceae. Gene Ontology annotation, cellular component: GARP complex. The transcript has 3 exons.